AUGGAUUUUCCAGAGAGCCUCCAGGAGGAAUGCAGCCCUGUCAACACCUUAAUUUUCAGACUUGUGACCUCUAGACUCUCAAAAGCCCAUGGCCCUGUGUUCACUCUGUAUUUUGGCAUGAAGCCCAUGGUGGUCUUGCAUGGGUAUAAAGCAGUAAAGGAAGCUCUGAUUGAUCUGGGAGAGGAGUUUUCUGGAAGAGGCCAUCUCCCAGUGAAUGAAAAAGUUAGAAAAGGACAUGGAAUCGCUUUCAGCAAUGGCAAGAUAUGGAAGGAGACCCGGCGCUUCUCCCUCAUGACCCUGAGGAAUUUCGGGAUGGGGAAGAGAAGCAUUGAGGACCGUGUUCAAGAGGAAGCACGCUGCCUUGUGGAGGAGUUGAGAAAAACCAACGGGUCGCCCUGUGAUCCCACUUUCAUCCUGGGAUGUGCCCCCUGCAAUGUGAUCUGCUCCAUUAUUUUCCGGAAUCAUUUCGAUUAUAAAGAUCAGAUUCUUCUAGAUCUAAUGGAAAGACUGAAUGAAAACAUCAGGAUUCUGGGCUCUCCAUGGCUGCAGCUCUGCAGUUCUUUCCCUGCUCUCAUUGAUUAUAUUCCAGGGAAACAUAAAAAAUUCUUUGAAAAUUUUGCUUGUUUGAAAAGUUAUGUUUUGGAGAAAACAAGGGAACACCAAACAUCUCUGGACAUUAACAACCCUCAGGACUUUAUUGAUUGUUUCCUGAUCAAGAUGGAACAGGAAAAGCACAGUCAAGAACUGGAGUAUACGGUUGAAAACUUGGCAAACACUGUAUUGGAUUUGUUUGCAGCUGGGAUAGAGACGAUGAGCAUCACACUGAGAUAUGGGCUCCUCCUCCUGCUGAAGUGGACAGGUGUCUCAUCUAAGGUCCAGGAAGAGAUUGUCCGUGUCAUUGGCAGACACCGGAUCCCCUGCAUGCAGGACAGGAGCCACAUGCCCUACACGGAUGCUAUGAUCCACGAGAUCCAGAGAUACACUGACCUGGUCCCCACCAACCUGCCCCAUGCUGUGACCUGUGACAUUACAUUCAGAAACUACUUCAUCCCCAAGGUAAGAUUGUUUUCUCUUUUACUGACCUCAUUGGUCUUGAAGUUCUCAUUUACACAUUCAGUUUAUCUUCAUCAUCUACAUGAUGACAAAGAAUUUCCCAACCCAGAGGUGUUUGACCCUGGCCACUUUCUGGAUGAGAGUGGCAACUUUAGGAAGAGUGACUAUUUCAUGGCUUUCUCAACAGGGAAACGGAUUUGUGUGGGAGAGGGCCUGGCCCACAUGGAGCUGUUUUUAUUCCUGACCACAAUUUUACAAAAAUUUACCUUAAAAUCUGUGGUUGACUCAAAGGACCUCGACACCACCCCAGUUGUCAAUGGGUUAGUUUCUGUGCCACCUUUUUACCAGCUCUGUUUCAUUCCUAUGUGA
This is a messenger RNA of Rangifer tarandus platyrhynchus (Svalbard reindeer), 1422 nucleotides long. The record is from the annotation of a GenBank genome assembly. NCBI's taxonomy places the organism in Eukaryota, Metazoa, Chordata, Mammalia, Artiodactyla, Cervidae.